AUGGUUCGUCAGGGCGCUUGGCGAAGAGUUCUGUUGGCCUCCUUGGCCUUCGGCUCAGCGCGAAGUAGCAGUUGCCAGGCCGGUGAUGCCGGAUCUCUCCUGCAGAUGCACCACUACGACCAGGGUGACGAGAUUGAAGACAAGAUGGAGUGCAGCAAAGUGCCGGCUCAUACGUGCGUGACUACGCAGGGACGAUACCCCUUCAAAGGUCAUGCACCUUACGACGAGAGUGGCGUUGAGGGCAAGGAGGAUCACCUGCCGGUCGGGGACUGCCCGUUGUGCAACGCGGCCGGGAAGGGCGGAGCCACGCUCUUUGGUUCAGAGCGCUUUGACGGAAUGGGCGAGCGGGGUGCAGGCCUGAUCAAGAUGUUGGCCAUGGCCGACUACGCGAAGCUGAACUUCGGUGGGCUGCUUCCCAGUGGGAACGAGUCCUCGCACGGCGUGGACAUGCCGAAAAGCAUGUCCCUCUUGCUGGGAGCAGACUACGGCAAGCUUCUGGUGAAUAGGGAAAAUCCUCAAUUUGAUCACUGCUUUUACUCAGAGGAAGAGAUUUUCCUCGAUGCCGCGAAGAGCCCUCCCUGGUCGGACGGCCAGUCGGUGCUUUUUGCAACCUGCCGCACAGGGCCCUGGUUUGCGGACGUUCUGCUCACCGAUGAGUUCCGGAAGAAACUCCGUGAGUCCUCUCCGCUCAUGAGACAGAAGGUCCCCCACUUCGAGGGCGCGCUGAAAGAGGGUGGCAAGAUCACCGUCGCUAUGCACGUCCGUCGCGGAGACCUGGAAACGGGCUCCUGGCGGGCCGUCCCAGACGAGACGAACUACCGCAUCAUCGAUACGAUCAAGUCUGCAUUCGACAAUGUUGACUUUCAUGUCUACAGCUCCACCGAAGGGAAGCACACCAGUUCUGAGUUCGAUGGCUACCGCAAUCGCGGCGUGAGCGUUCACCUUGAUGGAGCUGUCGAUGAAGACUGGGCUCACAUGGCUCAGGCCGACGUCCUUCUGCUGGCGCAGAGCACCUUUGGGUGGGUGCCCGGAGUCCUCAGCGACAAGUGUGUGGUGACCUUCAGCAGCUUUCACCACCUGCCCGACUGGAUUGUCCACCGCGACGGCAAGUUGGGUGAGCAGGAGUUGAAGAGUAUCAAGAGCUGCUUGUCUGAGAAGCGCUUGGUGUGA
Symbiodinium sp. CCMP2456 is the source of this 1170-nucleotide messenger RNA. NCBI's taxonomy places the organism in Eukaryota, Dinophyceae, Suessiales, Symbiodiniaceae. The record is from the annotation of a GenBank genome assembly.